Messenger RNA from Felis catus (domestic cat), 1352 nucleotides. RefSeq names its product olfactory receptor 4C12-like. The transcript has a single exon. Gene Ontology annotation, molecular function: olfactory receptor activity; G protein-coupled receptor activity. The record is from RefSeq and is a predicted model, not a curated record. Lineage: Eukaryota; Metazoa; Chordata; Mammalia; Carnivora; Felidae. Gene Ontology annotation, biological process: G protein-coupled receptor signaling pathway. Gene Ontology annotation, cellular component: membrane. Bases 434 to 1345 code for a protein of 303 amino acids.
UUUAUAAACUCAAUUAGAACAAAUUGGAUUUUCACUGGUAAACGGGUGCAGCCAUUUUGGGGAUAAAAUACCUAUAUCUUUGGGUAUUUUGAAUGUGCCUCAUGUAUGGCUACAUCAUGGAUUGGGUCUUCCAAAUUAAUGCAUGGUAUUUUUUCUUUUCUGAGUUUAAAGGUUAUACAAUCUUGUAGAAAAUUAAAACAAAUCAGGAAAUUAUAAAGAACAAAAAAUACCACCUAUAUUGUCACUUGUAAGAAUAUAUAAAAUGAAAUCAUUGAUAUGGUCUUGUGCUUGUUUUUGCCUUCUGUAAAACUAGAAAAAAUAAGGCAUUCCAUGAAUAUUUAUUCAUUAGAAGAAGGCAUCAUUAUUGAGGAUGACUUUGAGUAUGAGUAUGACUUUCUUUUCAGGGAAGUCACUUGUCACCUAAACUGAACUGAUGAAGAAGAUGAAUAAUGUGACAGAAUUCAUCCUCCUGGGCUUGACUCAAAACGUGGAACUUCAGAAAUUCUCCUUUUUUGUGUUUUUAAUUGUCUACUUGGUCACCUUGGCGGGCAACUUGCUCAUCAUGAUCACCAUCAGUACCAGUAGUGCCCUCGAAACCCCCAUGUACUUCUUCCUGUCUUACUUGGCCCUUAUAGAUGGCUGUUGUUCUUCCUCCAUGACCCCUAAAAUGCUUGCUGACACUCUUACUGUGAGAAAAAUCAUCUCUUUUACAGGAUGUAUGACUCAAGUCUUUGCUGAACAUUUUUUUGGUGCUGCUGAGAUUAUCCUUCUCACAGUAAUGGCCUAUGACCGUUACGUGGCCAUCUGCAAACCCUUGCAUUACACAACCAUCAUGAGUCACCAGGUGUGUGGCCUCCUUGUAGGAGUGGCCUGGGCUGGAGCCUUUGUCCAUGCAACCAUUCAGAUCCUCUUCACAGUCUGGCUGCCUUUCUGUGGCCCCAAUGUCAUAGAUCAUUUCAUGUGUGAUUUGUACCCUUUAUUGAAACUUGUCUGCAUGGACACUCAUACCCUUGGUCUCUUUGUUGCUGCCAAUAGUGGGUUCAUCUGUUUGUUAAACUUCCUUCUUUUGGUGGUUUCCUAUGUGGUCAUCUUGCUCUCCCUAAAGACCUAUAGCUUGGAGGGGAGACGCAAAGCCCUCUCUACCUGCGUCUCUCACAUCACCGUGGUCAUUUUCUUCUUUGUGCCCUGCUUAUUUGUAUAUCUGCGCCCAGUGAUCACCUUUUCCAUUGAUAAAGCUGUGGCUGUGUUUUAUACCAUGAUAACUCCUAUGUUAAACCCUUUAAUCUAUACGUUGAGAAAUUCAGAAGUGAAAAGUGCCAUAAAGAAGCUCCUGAUCAAAAGGUGACUUCAAU